AUGAGUACCAUAGAUCAAAAGGAAUGCAUUUACAAAACCGAAAACAGUCAAGAUAGUUGCGAACUCGUUAAAAAAAAAAAACAAUACAGCAAUUUAGUGAGUUUGCAGAAAUCGGGGAUAUCUAAUUUAAACGAAGAGUUAGAAAAAAAUAUUAUAAAUAUACCUUCAUUACAAAAAGGGCAAGCUUUAUGUGAUCAGGAAAAAAAAUUGAGCGAAAAUUUUGUAAAAAUGAAUGAACUUGCAGAAAUAAAAGAGCUUGCAGAUAUAAGCGAAUUUUCUAAUACUGAUGGAUUCUCAAAUGAUUUAAUGAUGAAUAUUAAUGAUAAAACACCUUGUAAUAAAGAAAAUGAUAAUAGUUGUAAUUAUAUAAAAGGUUAUUCCUCAAAUAAAAAAAGAGUAUACACACCAAAUAAAUUUAAUCAAUCUAAAUUAUUUAAUUAUGAUAAUGAUGAUGAAAAUAAGAUUUCGAUAUUUACUACUCCAAAAAGGAGAUAUACUAAUAAAAGGAAAAUAAAUGAAGGAGAUAAAAACAAAGAUAAUGAAAGUUUAUGUUCAAGAAGUAUAAAAAGAAAAUCAAUAUAUAACGAAUUAAUACAUUUACACACUCCACUAAAAGAUACAAAAAAAUAUAUUCCUCAAGAAAAUGAAGAAGAUAUAAAACAAAAUAAAUGGAUAAUUGAUGAAUCGAAUAUGAAUGAGUUACCAGAAAAAAUAAAAAAUGAAUAUGUAUCAUAUUUACAUAGUCCAUUAAAAAGAAGUGAAAGAUUAAUUAAAUCAAAAAUUAAUAAAAUGUUAAAUGAAAAUAUCGAAAAUUUAAAAAAUGAACAAUUAAAAGGUAGUGAUUAUUCUUGUAGUAAUGGAAAUAAUAGUAAUACUAUUGAUUCAAAUGAUCAAAUUCAAUAUGAUUUUAUUCCAGAAGAUGAAGAAAAAUGUUGGGAUGAUUAUUACACACAAAAUGUUGAUAAAGUACGACCAUUUACAGGGUUUACUACUGAAUUAGCAGUUAAUAUAAUAACUGAACUUUUAAAAGGGAAAAUAAAAAAAAUAAAAAUAGAUAAUAAGGAAUAUUUAUCUCCUAUAAGUGAAAAUGAUCCUAUAAUGGAAAUAGGACAUGGAAAUCAUCCUAUGGCUGUACAAAUGUUUGAAAAAUGGGGAACUGUUGGUCGAUAUAUUGGUGUAGAAUUUAGUGGAUUAGCUAGUAGAGAAGCUUUAAAAUGUGAAAAAUUAAAUAACUUAUUUUUAAAAAGAAAAGUUGAAUUUAUCAAAGUUUUAGAUAUGAAAUAUUAUAAAGAUGAUUAUCUAAAUGCUGUAGUUACACAAUCAAAUAUAUCACCUCAAAAUACAAAAACUGAUUUUAUUAAAAUGCACACAUUUAAAUAUAUUUUUUCAAAAAGUACACUAGAUUAUAUUACUUGUAGAAUGGAUCAUAUAGGAAAUUGUUUUGAUUGGGAAGAAGAUCUUCAAAUAUCACCUUCAGUUGUUGAAAUGUUUAAUAGUUUAUCAGAUUCUUUACAAAAUUGUAAAAAUAACAAAGGGAAUUCAUAUAUUAUUUUUGUUGAGCCUAAUAAUUCUUCUAAAUUUAGAGAUCAUAUAUUAACUAUUUUUAAGGUUAUAUAUACAGCUACUUUUAAAUAUGAUAGUUCAGCAAAAUAUUUAAGAUUAGCAAAAAUAAAUAAUGGUAUUAAGGCAUGUGGUUAUUUAAUUGAAAAAAGAAAUGAAGUAUAUCAGGAUUUUGAACAAAUGAAACAUGAAUUUUUAAAAUUAAUUAUUAAAUCAGCAGGUACGAAAAAUAUCGAUGAAGCUGAUUGGUAUCUCCCUUCCACUGCACCAAAAAAAUGGACUAGCAAUUCAACAAAUGAUAUUGAAUAUUUAGUCAAAUUGGAUGCAAAUCGUAUAUAA
Plasmodium yoelii is the source of this 1899-nucleotide messenger RNA. Its product is annotated as conserved protein, unknown function. Lineage: Eukaryota; Apicomplexa; Aconoidasida; Haemosporida; Plasmodiidae. The transcript has a single exon. The record is from RefSeq and is a predicted model, not a curated record. The coding region runs from base 1 to 1899 and encodes 632 amino acids.